This is a messenger RNA of Nylanderia fulva, 2491 nucleotides long. RefSeq names its product yellow-h (gene Y-h). Gene Ontology annotation, cellular component: extracellular region. NCBI's taxonomy places the organism in Eukaryota, Metazoa, Arthropoda, Insecta, Hymenoptera, Formicidae. The record is from RefSeq and is a predicted model, not a curated record.
UAUAUAUAUUGUAUAUAUGUACAUAAUAACUAUUUUAUUUAAUCACUAAUCACUUUUAUCUAAGUAAAUCUGGAAAUCUACAUAAUAACAACAAUAUUAAUUGGUUACAAAGAUGGUGAUCGCAGGAUGUUUUGAUGCGCAAAUUUCCGCAAAAAGUCAUAUUGUUCGUAAAUAUAACAAGAUGUUAAUUACGGCUUUGUUAUCCGAGUACUGAUGCUGCUUACGAAAUGCUCGGCGUCGGAGGAGGAAGUGAGUGCGAAAGCGGAAAGUAUUCCUAAUCUCCGGUGGAAAGUGGCAUUUAUAUGCUAAGAUCGAAAAGAGCGUCUCGCUUCGCUUGCGGAACAAGUCAUCGGAACGGAGCGCCGUACUAUCCCAGACAUGCCAUGACGAGAAAGAAGAAAAGUAUCGACGUAAAAAGAAACAGCUGGUUACCAUUCCGACAGCUAUGGAUUCCCCCGAGGAGAACGAAUUGUCCUAACGAUUACUUAUACGCUUCUUCUGAUUAUACUGUCGGGGAUGAUUCUAGUCUGCUGCAUCAGCAUGAUUUCCGGGACCGCAGAAGGCUUCAGCAACAUGAUUUGCCGCGCAGAGAUCAUAUGGCCAACAUGUUACCAUGGUUAUUAUCAAUAUCGUUAUUAAGUGUGCCAAAAUUUGCGGCUCACACGGGUCCUAGUAUCUUAUCCAGGGAACUUCAAGCACCUGCCUUGCCAUUAUCUCCAUCCAUUUCGACUUCACAAUUCUCCUCGACAAACUCACAGGACAUCAAUCAAAGAGGUUCUAUAUCGUCUUAUGAUGGACAUGCUGACUCUCGAAAUUGUGAGUCUCAUGAAAAUCCAGCGGGAAAAAUAUCCACUAACAUAAACAAUCUUUAUGGAUCGACCCCGCAAUUAACGCGGCAUCGCUUUUCUUCGACAUCCAAUCUGGGAGGAAACGAUUUUUCGAGACAUGUCGGAAGAGCCAUCGAUAUAUUUCGCACGGAUCCUCACGCGAUUAAUCAAUUGGACUUUCAUGAUUUCGGCGACGGUUUUGAGCCAGGAUACAUUGCGGAUGAUUAUGUUGGCCCUGCUAUGGAACUUAUUUACGCCUGGUCCACGAUUGAUUUUGAAUUCGACAGCAUCGAAGCAAGAGACAACGCUAUAUUUGAGGGCGACUACGUCGCAGAAAAUAAUUUGCCUCUCGGUUUAGAUGUUUGGCGAGAUAAAAUCUUUAUUACUCUGCCAAAAUGGAAGAGUGGCAUACCGGUGACUUUGGCUACCGUACCGAGACAUUCUAUAAAAAGGAAUCCCAAACUAAAACCGUAUCCUAAUUGGCAGUGGCAUCAAUCAGACAACUGCGAAGGACUGACAUCGGUCUUCCGAGUCCAAGUGGACGAGUGCGAUCGAUUAUGGAUUCUCGACUCCGGCAAGAUCGAGCUCGCCAGAAAGUCCAAACAAGCCUGCCCGCCCGCUAUAUUUAUCUUCGAUCUACGCACUGACAACCUCGUCAGAAAAUACACCUUGCCGGACGAACAGAUCAAACAAGAUUCCCUGUACACCAACAUCGCGGUAGACAUCAGGAACAAGGACUGCGGCUCCGCGGUGGCUUAUCUGAGCGACGUGUGGCGAUAUGGUGUCGUGGUGUACGACUUGUUCAAGGACACAACUUUUCGAGUCGAGCAUCACUUCUUCUAUCCCGAUCCUUUGGCGUCCAGGUACGAGCUGCACGGAAUAAAGUUUCAAUGGACCGAUGGGAUUUUCGGGAUCGCGCUCAGUCCUGAGGAUGUUCGAGGCGACAGAACGUUGUUCUUCCAUCCGAUGUCCAGUUUCCGAGAGUUCGCCGUGUCCACGUCGGUUUUCAGAGAUAAAAGAACCGCGGAUCGAAACACGGAGGAAUUUAUGCCGGUCGGUAGACCUAGAGCCAAGGAUUACGGCCAUUCCUCAGGAUCUGCGAUCGAUCGGAAUGGCGUCAUGUUCUUCAACAUGGUCACGAGAGACUCGGUGUGGUGCUGGGACACCAGAAAGGAGUAUAUCCCGCAGAAUUUGGGGGUGAUUGGAACCAGCAACGUGUCCCUGGUGUUUCCGAAUGACAUUAAAGUGGAUCACGAGACGGAACAAAGUGUGUGGCUGCUCUCGAAUCGAUUGCCCAUGUAUUUGUACGGUACUUUGAACAGCGGAAAUAUCAAUUACAGGAUAUUUAAAGCUAAUGUCAAGGAGGCUGUCAGGAAUACCGUCUGCGAUCCUAAUCAUGUAGUUCCGGAUUCGGAUCCAGGCUUCGACGAUAAUUGUUGAAAAAGCUAGAAUUUUCUCUUCCAUCUCAUGAUUUUAAAUUAUUCCGUAUAUUUAGGAUUAUUAUAAUAUAUAAAAUAUGACGAAUUGAAUUAAAUAUGAUGAAUGCAUCUUUGUAUAAUGUAAUGUAUGUAAAUAUGCUGCAUAUUGUUUAUAAAUUAUUAUAUGUACUACAGCUUUCCGAAUUUAAUUACCAAUGACUAGAAUAUUAUACUAUAUAUGACAUU